Messenger RNA from Penicillium paradoxum, 1071 nucleotides. Its product is annotated as ditrans,polycis-polyprenyl diphosphate synthase. The transcript is spliced from 2 exons. Lineage: Eukaryota; Fungi; Ascomycota; Eurotiomycetes; Eurotiales; Aspergillaceae. Gene Ontology annotation, molecular function: ditrans,polycis-polyprenyl diphosphate synthase [(2E,6E)-farnesyl diphosphate specific] activity. Gene Ontology annotation, cellular component: endoplasmic reticulum membrane; dehydrodolichyl diphosphate synthase complex. The record is from RefSeq and is a predicted model, not a curated record. Bases 1 to 1071 code for a protein of 356 amino acids.
AUGGUCUCCCAACGAGAUCGCGAGAUCCUACGCGACGAUCUGCGUUCCCGCGGCACAAAACUUAGCACUACAGAGCGCGAAUCACUCCUGAAAAGCUACCUUCCCGAUCCCAACGAGCUGGGGUCGAAACCAGCACGGCCCCGAGCUUCGACAACAUCCAGCGAGCGCCGCAAGACACCGCGCAAAACGCCUAUCCGCAGUUUCUUCAAGUCUCAAAUCCACCAUCUUACCUAUGCGCUGAUCCACAUCGUCUUCGGUAUUGCCGUGCGCCUGCUGCAGGCGUACCAUGCUAUUGUCGAUCGUGUUUUCGCUAUUGUGUAUCACCACCACCGUACACCCGAACUAAUUCGCAAGGAUGUUCGGGGUCUGAAGCGAUUGCCACAACACUUGAGUACAAUCCUCACGUUGCGGAAGGAAGAUGACGCCCUUGCCGUGUUGAUGGACGAGGUUGCUGAAUUGGCAGCCUGGAGUUCGUGCGCGGGCAUUCCUCAGCUCAGUGUAUAUGAAAAGACCGGAGUCCUCAAAUCUUGCAUUCCAGCCCUGCACCAGAUCAUCACCACCAAGCUCGCCUCGUACUACGGCACCCCCAGCCAACAACCAAACCUGCAGCUCUACGCCCCUCACCACCCAGUCCACCGCGCCAAUAAUGGUAACAUCAAACCGGACAAUCCCACCCUGACAAUCCUCCUCCUCUCCUCCACAGACGGCCGCGAGACCCUUGUUGACCUUACCAAGACACUGGCGGAGAUGAGCCAGAACGGCAAGCUCUCACCGCAGGAUAUCACACCAGAGCUAGUUGACGCGGAAAUCAGCGAGAUCACCACACAGCCUUUGACUCUGGACUCGGCCCUCACAGACACCGUACUCAAACCGGAACCAGAUCUGUUGCUUGUGUUUGGUCCACUCCUCAAGCUUGAUGGUUACCCACCUUGGCAGAUUCGCUUGACAGAGAUGUAUUGCACUGGCGGGCAUAGCCAUGGGCUCAGUGGAGAUGGGGAGGCUGUUGAAUACCAGGGAUAUAUGCGUGGUCUUUGGCACUUUGCCGGGGCACAGAUGAGAUUUGGAAGGUAG